Messenger RNA from Moneuplotes crassus, 1424 nucleotides. The record is from the annotation of a GenBank genome assembly. Lineage: Eukaryota; Ciliophora; Spirotrichea; Euplotida; Euplotidae.
GUAUUAUUUAUAAAUGGCAACCUGCGGAGAGUGGAACUUAUUAAGAACACUAGGAAGUGGAGCUUAUUCAGAAGUAAAACUUGCAAGAAAUAAGACCUCUGGUGACCUUUGUGCACUUAAAAUCAUGAAGAAGGAUAUGGGAUAUGAUGGAGGCAUGGACGAUAUUGUUAAGAAUGAGGUGGAAAUCAUGAAGAACCUUAGCCAUCCAAAUAUUAUCAACCUUAUCGACUUUUCUGAUACUGAACAAUACAAACAAGCCAAUGGAGCUUCUGAAGAUGUGUUUUAUCUCGCACUUGAAUUAGCAAAUGGAGGUGAGCUGUUCGAUUUUAUUGCUCAAACUGGAAAAUUCUCUGAAGAAGUCGCUAGAUUUUAUUUCCAUCAACUUUGUGAUGCAUUCGAAUAUUUGCACGGUAACGGUAUCAGCCACAGAGACAUGAAGCCAGAGAAUAUCAUGCUUGAUAAUGAAUUCAAUCUCAAGCUUGCUGAUUUUGGAUUUUCUUCUAAUCAAGCUAAGAAUGAAUCCAGAAAAGGAACCGAUAACUAUAUGGCUCCAGAGAUUCACUUAGGACAGAAGUAUUCUGGGCAAUGUGUUGAUCUUUUUGCUGCAGGAAUUAUCUUGUUCAUCAUGGUUGCUCAACAUCCUCCUUUUAAUAAGGCUUCUCCUAAAGAUCCUCACUAUAAGACUAUUAGUGCUAAUAGGCCAGACUUGUUUUGGAAACUUCACUCUAGAAAUAAGCCAGGAGGUUUAGAGUUUUUCUCUCCAGAAUUUAGAGAACUCAUUUCUUCUAUGCUAAGCUUCGACCCAGUUCACAGACCAUCUCUUGCCGAAGUGAGAUCAUCUGCUUGGUAUACUGCUACAGUUCCUUCAUAUGAUGAAGUAAAGGAAGAAUUUAACCAGAGAAAAGCUGCUCUUGAUGAAAGCUCAGCUCAAGAAGAUCAGCCAUUCCCAACUGAAGAAGUAGAUCCUUCUGUGUUCACAAGAAGAACCGUUCACAGAGGUGUAGGUGGAGAACUUGAAGACGCCACUAAACUUCCUUCUCUCGAGAGAAAUUGCGUUGAAUAUGUUCCUGAAUUCAAGAGAUAUACUCAAUUCUUCUCCAAGUCUGAUCUCGAGUCUCUCUUCAAUACCCUUGCUUUAUUCGCAGACAAGGUAACAACUGAGUUCGAAUUUUCUCCAGAGGAGUACUCAUCCACUUUGAAUAUUCUCCAAGAAGAAAAGAUGGUGUCAAUGACGGUCAACAUUCUGGAUGCUGGAGAUGACACUUACUGCGUUGAAGCAGUGAAGAAUAAUGGAGACAGAUUCGUCUUCAACGAUGUUUACAACAAAAUGAAGCAAUUCUUUGGAGGUCAUGCCAACGCAUCCGAACCGGCCAGUGAAUAAGAGGCUCUCAAUAGUAUUUCAGGCCUUCAAAUAUAAUACUCUC